Messenger RNA from Larimichthys crocea (large yellow croaker), 1266 nucleotides. RefSeq names its product melan-A (gene mlana). Gene Ontology annotation, cellular component: melanosome. The transcript is spliced from 5 exons. The record is from RefSeq and is a predicted model, not a curated record. Bases 122 to 484 code for a protein of 120 amino acids. Lineage: Eukaryota; Metazoa; Chordata; Actinopteri; Sciaenidae.
CACACUGAGCACAAGAUAUUUGAGGAGUGAAAUAACACAGAGCUAAGAGGACUCAGUCUUUCUGAGGAGGCAUCCAAACCAGAGGAACUGUUCUCUACAACCUAAUUAUCCAAUUUGCUGAAUGCCUUGUAAUCGUACAUCCGGGAUGCCUCGUGGAGACUUCAACAUUUAUUUUGCCAGCAGCAGACGAGGAAAUGUCAGAGCUGAGGAGGCCGUGGGCAUAGUGCUGCUGGUCGUCAUCCUGGCAGCUCUCUUCAUCCUGGGCUGCUGGUACUUCAAGAAGAGGAGUGGCUACAAAAUAAUCAGGAGCCCCAGAUCAGGGUCACCAAGUUACACAGGAGGCCAGUACUCAGAGGCAGGACCUUCAUCAGAAAACAAGAUGGCUCUCACUGAUUUUGGCAGCUUCCAACCUGCGGUUGCCAAUGCUCCUCCAGCCUACGAAAAGAUUUCCUCUGGGCCGCUACCUCCUCCCUAUUCCCCCUGAAGAACCAACUGUAGAAGUUGGACGGAUGUCUAAAAAAGGAGAAUACUGACAAACAAUAAACUUCAUCUAUUGUCUGAUGAUAUAUAUAGAUCUGAUGUGUCUCUCAAUAAGCUUUGUAGCCAAAUAUACCAACAGCUUAAAAGUAUUGUAGCCCUCACUUUGUAAAAUUAUUCAAACAAACACAAUGUAUAUACCAUAGUAGGUUGUUUAAAUAAACCAAUAAAAAUGAUUUCACAAGAGUCUGUGUAUGAGGAAGCAGCUCAAACACACUUGUUGGGGACAGUCGCAUUGUUUAUUUCCAUGCAGUAACGUCCACAUUUGUUCAAUGAAAAUGUACCUAGUAAAUAUUUUUGAAAAAUCUAUAUGGUAAAAAUAAAUAAAUGUGACUUCAAAACAUUUUAUAUGGGCUCAAACAUGUAGUACAAAAUCAUCUAUUAGUUUUAUUUAUAUUUCUAAAAAGUAAAAUGUAGUUUUCAAACAAUUACUAGUUGAAAAAAGGACAACAUAACAGAAUCUGGAUACAGAGAGUUGUAUUAUUCAAACUGACAGAUAAAGUAGAGUAAGUUGAAUGAAUUGUAUCCCAAUUGUUACUUCUCGAAGCAGUAUCGACUAUCGUAGUAUAGUAAAAAAUCUUAAACUGAAAAUCAUUUGAUCUAACCUCCCUUUCUACUGAUUUUUUAUAACAGUUGUCAUUACUGGCCAUGAAGUUAAAAAAAAAAAGAAGUUAGGAGUCUAUAACAUUCAUCUGAGGGUGACCUCAACAGUUUUCACUUGAGAAACCC